GUCCUUGAAACUGCUGCCGCUGGGGAUGGUGAAGCUUCAGAGAGCCUCGUAGCCGCCCACCCUUUUCUAGCCGCCCGCCACAGCAUGCACGAUCCAACCCAACAAAUCGCACACCAGCAUGAGGCGGACCCCCUCCCGUCGCUUGCCUUCUCAUAACCCCUUAAUUCUAGCUGUUUGGUCAGCUUUCAUGCCAUGAGAGGCUGCCUACGCGCCCGAUGGUCUUCGUGGCUCUGGUCAAAGCUCUAAAGCUCCUGAUGUAUGCCAUACUAUCCCGCGUCUCUGUUAGGGAUAGCAAAGCGGGAGACUGUUUGGCGUUCUUCAGGAUCCUCUGUUUGGGCAACUGGCGAAGUGUCACUGGCACUAGCUAACUGUUAGGACUGUUUGAGAACUGAUACACCCUCUGCAUAGGCGCCGAAAUGUUGUCACAAAGAGAAGCGCCAUACACGUGCUGUUGACAUAUUAUGUAGCAGGAUGUCCCAAGAAUGCUUUCAUCCUCUUCCAGGUCGACCGUGCACAGUAUCUCCAGAAUAGGCCUGCCAGUCAAGGAUCGACUGUAGACCUUUACCUGGUCCUGUUAACCAAGACUGCAACCUUUACACCCUUCGUCCUCAGCCAUGGAGACCUCGAGUCCAUUGCCGGAUACGCCAGUAUCCCUUCUGAGAGCUAUUGACGGUAGUCACCUUAGAUGGUCCGACUUUCGAACGAUUGUCCUCAGUGCAUUUCGGAUCAUCUUCACCGAUAAUCUCCAGUUGUCUGAACUGUCACGACCUUUCUCCGAUCGAUUGAAGCCGUGCUUGCAGAAGCUUGACCGAUUUGACAAUCAAGAGGCCGAAUGGCGAAAACAAGUUGCGAGUAACAAAGGGUUCGGCUCGUCGUUGGUGUUCCCUCCCAACGUCCUUCCAACGACCGGUGUCAACCUGGUUCUUCAUCGAUCUCUGGCUCCAAAGCUCAACCGAGAGGCACUUCCACCGCGAGCUGUCAAGGCUCAAGAGAGUUUCUUCGAGUUACCUGCCCCUCGACCCGGCCUCCUUACUGGUUUCACCACGCAAGCAUUCAAUGAGAAGGAGUUGUCGGCUUUGCCAAACUGCACAUCAGCAACAGGGACGAUUGUUGAUUUCGACUCGGGCACCGUGUCCCCUGGGACUACUACCUACUGCCCAUUCCUUGUCUUUGAACGAGUGAACACUACGUCCGAAGACGCCGUCCAGUCCGCCAAGAACCAGUGUGCAGUCGCGGGUGCUCACUGCGUUCGCGCCUUGCAGCUUUUGUUCAGGAAAUGCACUAGUCCUCGCCCGGUGUUUGAAAAGCCAAUAUCAUUCUCCUGUGCCCUCAACAAUGCCACCGCCCUUAUCUACUACCACUACGUUGACGCUGACGGACGGUACUGUAUGUCGGAACUCUCCAGGUUCAAUCUCGAUGACACAACUUCUUUCAAAGAAUUUCAGGGAUGGAUUGAAGCAAUUGAGGAUUGGGGAUCGACGUACCUUCUGCCCGUCAUUAAGAUUGCUUUGAGACAGCUCCUCAAGAGCCAUGGGACUCCACCAAUAUCACCCAUGCCAUCACUCACGUUGUCAAUUGAUACGGCUGCGGGAAGCGAGGAGGUCUUGAUGAAGGUCCUCCGCUCCACAUUUGACGCCAUCAAAUGGAAAUGUGAAGGGGAAUGCGAAACCCCAUUGAACAGCAGCAUCGCACAUUGUGGCACGCCACUAGGCGCCCGGAAAAUAAGGACCCUGGCGCUAUCGCCCACCUCACCAGGUGACCUACUGAGUGCCUCUGGGCCCACCACGCCAUUCUCCGUGUGGCGGAUGAGGCCCGACUGGUCCAGCAGAUCUCCUACUGCCCGAAGACACCCUCUUUCGCCAUUGAAACUUCGAUCUGAUAUUCCCGUCUCUCCGUGUCGGCGGGCUACCCUUUCUCCGUGCACUCCUCCGCCAGAAGCUCCCAACUCCGCAAAAUCCCCGAUGCUCGUUUUACAGAAGAGAGUGGAUUUGGCCAUGGAUGAAAUCCAAGAACUGAGGGCUAUGGUGCAAACAUUGCAGAGUGAGCUCGAGUCGAAGAACAAUCAACUCGAGUUGGGCAGGAAGAUGGAGGAGUUGAUACCCGACGAACCGUGUGAGGACAUCCCAAGCACUACGACAACCGGAAAUUCAGGGGAUUUGAGAAGUCACCUCGAACGGAGCAUUUUCCCACUCAUCCACCCACCGUUGACCCAAAUUGCGUCGAGCCUCCUGACCUUGCGGAUGUCAUUGCCUUGGACCCUGCUCUUGUUCGUACUCGUCUCGGUUCUUCUAUCACAUGACAUAUUCGAGGUGACGUUUUAUCUAGUGCAAGCACCAGGAAGCGCGUUCGUCUGACAGGGUGGGUUGGCAAGGUGGAGAGCGCUCAUUUGUGGAUGCAGGUUAGAUUGGGGGAUCUACAGGUCUAUCGAUUCCCCCGCGGCAGAUCUUGUACUUGUAUGUCGUGUAGAUACUCAGUCGGGGAUUCAGGGUCAUCAUGAAAGAAGUUGGCCUUUGAGCUUCGCGGCUUCAUCAGUAAAACGCGAUUUAUCCUCAUUUCUCACGCGUGUUGCUCGCGUUUCGAUAGACACGAGGAUCGUUGA
Cladophialophora immunda is the source of this 2599-nucleotide messenger RNA. RefSeq lists its product as uncharacterized. The coding region runs from base 615 to 2354 and encodes 579 amino acids. The transcript has a single exon. Lineage: Eukaryota; Fungi; Ascomycota; Eurotiomycetes; Chaetothyriales; Herpotrichiellaceae. The record is from RefSeq and is a predicted model, not a curated record.